AUGGAGAACCAGAACGAGAAGAACCCAUCUACUGCUGAACCAAGCAACGUGGAGAACGAGAACGAGAACAACCCCUAUCUCCCUACCGAGUUGAUCAAUGAAAUUCUGCUUCGGCUACCGGUGAGAUCUUUACAGCGCUUCAAAUGCGUUUGCACAUCAUGGUUCUUUCUCAUUUCCGAUACCCAUUUCGCAAAAUCACAUUUUGACUUCAAUGCUGCACCCACUCAUCGUCUUCUUCUUCGAAUUCCUAAUGAGGAGCAAGUUGAAUCUUUUGGUCUAGAAUCAUCGCUUCAAGACCAUUCUACUGUCUUAACUCUUCCUCCUCCACCCGGGUUCGAAUUCGAAACCACACCUUCUUGUGAUAACUAUUUGGGUUUUUUGGGUUCUUGUAGAGGGUUUGUGCUUUUCCUCUAUCCACAAUCAGGUGAUAUCAUGGUCUGGAAUCCAACAACCAGAUUCCAUAAACGUGUUGAAUAUGUAGACGACGGGCAUUUCAUGAGUAGACAUCUAUAUGGUUUUGGAUAUGACAAGUCAACCGAUGACUAUUUUGUAGUUCUUGUUAAACUUGUACUACCGAGUGGGGGUGAGGGUGUUAUUCUUGGUGUUUAUUCUGUGAACACGGAUUCAUGGUAUGAUGAGAUUGGCAAGCAUGUUAAUGGUCAAUACAUGAAAGAUUUUGAACCGGAGGAAUCCUAUGCUGGGGUGGACUUGAAUGACUCUCUUCAUUGGCUGGUGAAAUCUAAAGACACAAAUCUUCCUGUAAUUAUUGUCUUGCAUUUGUUAGAUAAGAGUUUUUCAGAGAUUUCUCUACCAACUGAAUUUGCAGCACAUGAUUUAACCGCACUGAAAGAGUAUCACUUGAGGGAACUCGGAGGAUGCCUCAGUGUUUGUUACUCAAGUGGUAGAGGACAAAAUUAUAGCCCUGAGAGAUUGUGGGUUGUAGGUGAUGGCUGUGACGGAGCUGAGAUAUGGGUCAUGAAAGAAUAUAAAGUGCAGUCUUCUUGGACCAAGGCUUUUGUUAUGACUGAUUGUGACAUUCCAUGCAAAUACUUUUAUCCGAUAUGCUUCAUUGAAGGUGGUGGAGUUGUUGGAUCAAAUGGGAAUGGAAGAUUGAUGAAAUUUAAUGCCAAGGGAGAACUGCUUGAGCAUCGCAAAUAUAGGCAUAAGUCCAAUAAUGUUCGAAAUUAUUUUGAUGUGUUUAGAGAGAGUCUGAUAUUAUUCCCUGGUGAACAACCACACAACUUUAAGGAAGCAAUUAAACAUGAGGAGGCAGCUGAAAAUGAGGAAGAGGAAGCUAGUGAACUAUCACUCCUUAGUGUAAAAUCCCUCCCUUGUGACUUUAAGGAAGCAACUAAAGAUGAUAAAGAGGAAACAACCAAAGAUGAGAAAGCAAUUGAUGAUGAAGAAGCAGAAUCAACUGAUGACAAGGAAGCAGCUGAAGAUGAGGAAGAGGAAUCAACUGAAGAUUACGUACAGUAA
Messenger RNA from Lotus japonicus, 1479 nucleotides. Its product is annotated as F-box/kelch-repeat protein At3g23880-like. The record is from RefSeq and is a predicted model, not a curated record. Lineage: Eukaryota; Viridiplantae; Streptophyta; Magnoliopsida; Fabales; Fabaceae. Gene Ontology annotation, molecular function: protein binding. The transcript has a single exon. Bases 1 to 1479 code for a protein of 492 amino acids.